AUGAGUGGAGGGUCGCUUGUCACCAGCCCCUCCAGGUUCCAGCCCAGUGGCAAGACAAUGUCCAGACUCCCAGACCCCCCAAUACGUAGCAUCCGACCCUUCAAGUCCAGUGAGCAGUACCUCGAGGCAAUGAAAGAGGACCUGGCUGACUGGCUCAGGAAUCUCUACGACCUCGAUAUUGACUCAGCCAACUUCCUGGAGAUGCUGGAGACCGGCCAGUUGUUGUGCCAACAUGCCAAUGCAGUCACUCAAGCUGCCCAGGACUUUUUGGCCAAGUCUCCAGCAUUGGCCAAGAGAAUUUUGCUGCCCAGUUCUGGGGUUUGCUGCAAUGGGACAGCUCAGCCAGGUACUUUUCAGGCUCGGGACAAUGUCUCCAACUUCAUCCAGUGGUGCCGGAAGGAGAUGGGCAUCAAAGAGGUUCUGAUGUUUGAAACAGAGGACCUGGUGCUUAGGAAGAAUGAAAAACACGUGGUCUUGUGCCUGCUGGAGCUAGGGCGGCGAGCCUGGAGGUUUGGGGUGGCAGCACCCACCCUGGUGCAUCUGGAGGAGGAAAUUGAAGAAGAAUUGCGACAGGAGCUGGCCCUGCCUCCUCCUGACCCUCCUCCACCAUCUCCCCCUGCCCGCAAAGCCUGCCAUUUCAAAAACUUGGACCAAAUGGUGCAAAACCUGGUGAGUCACUGUACCUGCCCUGUUCAGUUCUCCAUGGUCAAGGUGUCGGAGGGAAAAUACAGAGUGGGGGAUUCCAACACACUCAUCUUUGUCCGGAUCUUAAGAAAUCACGUGAUGGUUCGAGUAGGAGGUGGCUGGGACACACUAAGCCAUUACUUGGAUAAGCAUGACCCCUGCCGAUGUACCUCUCUCUCUCACAAGGUGGGCAACCCCCAGAAGCCACAGAUUCCCCCAGUACAGCAUGAGGUGAGGGUGCAAGGGGGCUCCACACAGCCUCAGCCCAUUCUGACCAUCAGCCGUUCCCAGAGUCCUCUGCCCCCAGUGGCUUGGAAGACAUACACACCUCCAGGUCGAAAGCUGAGACCUCCCACCUCCUGCUCCCCAAAACCUCACAAUAGGUGGGGGGCAGGGGUGGAGUCUCCAGGAGAGACAGCUACCAUUCAAAGGAGCCAAGAAAGACCAGCCACCCCAUCCUACUGGCUGUCGACAGCUGGAGAUGGAGACUCCAAAUCCCAGCCCUCACUCACACGAAUCCCAUCUUGUCAGCAGUCUCCAGCUGGAGAUGUAUCCCUGAAACCCCAGUCUUCAAUCAUGCAAACUGGCCAGGAUUUGCACCGAGUUCCUUUAGGACAAUGGAAAGACAGAUGCUCCCCUGAGGUUUCCAGGGGAGGAACCCCUCCCCAUUGGAGCCAGGGAAGCGAGGUCACUGAUUCUACUCUCCAGAAGGUUUCAGACCCUGAGGUGGCUCCUAAGGAACCACUGGGAAGAGUGAUGUCUACCCUGCCUUGUUCCUCCAAUCUAUCCAAGUCCUUUACCCUCAAGCAACCCCUUCUGGGAACCGGGAAGCCUUCCCAGGAUCAGGCCAAAGGAGCCAUUGCCUCCCAGCUUAAGAACAAUGGAUCUGUUCAAUCCUCUUCUCCAAUUAAAGGAGUCACCAAGAUUCCAGUCUGUUCAGGUCCCAGUUGCCCACAAACACCAGAGAAGAAUCCCUCAGAAUCCAGAAAUGGAAUCUCAGGUCCAGCAACAGAGGCAGGAAGAGACCCCACCACCAUAAGGAUCAGAGCUGAAGGAAAAAACACCCCUCAACCCCAAAAUGGAAGCCAGUCCCUAGAGGUGAGCUCAGGAGGCCAGGAUCAGACACUGAGAACUGUGACAGAGGCUGGAAGAGACAAUUCACCCAGGCAUCAGCAUGGAAGACAGACAUUCACCACUCUGCCCAUUGACAAGACCGAGGAACAGGCAUUGUACCAGAACCUGGAAGAUGAAAUCUUGACCAAUAUCAAGAUUCUAGAAGCCAGAGGGCCCCCCCGAGGAGUGACUCCCUGCCCCUCAGAGCCCCUAGAAAUGCACAUUCCUCGUAGUGGUGUAUAUAUCCCUCACCCUGGGACACGGUGGCCAGUGCCUGGGACUUCUUAUGAUAGUGUCAUCCAAGAGUUGGCCCUCGAGCCCCCAGCCCUCGUCAAGGUGGACAUGGGUGGCUGGGGGAUCCCCGAUAUGCAGACUUCUGAGCUAAAUACACCCCUAAGCAAGUGUGAUUCCAAGGGAAAGUUGAGCCUGGAUGAAGAUGAGAGGAGGAGGAAGGCUGGUAUGGGGGUCAGAGAUACAAAAGUAAAAAGGACACCCUCUCUAGGAGAGCAGGGAGGCCAGUCCAGGGCUCCACUCCCUGAGGCCAAUGGCAAUGAAGUACCUCAACCAGUGGAUGUCCCUGACUCGGAAAAGCCCAAGACAACCACAGGGAAAGGCAGGAGGAUGUUGAAGAAACCAGAAAGGAUCCCAUCCAUCUAUAAACUAAAGCUGAGGCCCAAGAUCCGACCUCGUCGAGACCACCGGCCAGAAAAGCGGCCCUCCCGGAUUCCCACUCCCUUGGCCUACCGCCAGAGCCAAGCCAAGGUGCCUCCUACUACCUCUAAGUUAAGUAGUCGGCUGGGCAGUGCAGGAGAUGGGGGUUCAGUGGAGGAGGAAGAGAUCUCCCCAUCAGAGGUCAGCAUUGGCCCAUCCACUGAAAGCCUGGGAUCACAGCCUGCUGGUCCAUCCUGGCUCCCACAGGAAGAUGAAGAGUCUUGGGUCUGA
This is a messenger RNA of Gracilinanus agilis (Agile Gracile Mouse Opossum), 2739 nucleotides long. RefSeq names its product growth arrest specific 2 like 2 (gene GAS2L2). The transcript has 6 exons. The coding region runs from base 1 to 2739 and encodes 912 amino acids. Gene Ontology annotation, molecular function: actin filament binding; microtubule binding; cytoskeletal adaptor activity. Gene Ontology annotation, cellular component: cytoplasm; microtubule plus-end; stress fiber. Gene Ontology annotation, biological process: microtubule bundle formation; regulation of microtubule polymerization or depolymerization; protein localization to microtubule plus-end. Lineage: Eukaryota; Metazoa; Chordata; Mammalia; Didelphimorphia; Didelphidae. The record is from RefSeq and is a predicted model, not a curated record.